AAGUUCCACAGCUUUGUUACAAACAAAAACAAUGUCUGUAAAUUGCAGAAAAUGCCGGCAGAAUUUCUGACUCACUAUUUUGGCUAAAAGAAGUCGUAUAAAACAGGCUUUGUAAGUUUUGUCAGGGUAUAAGUUAUAUUAAACGCUGGCUUUGAUGCAGAAAACCCGUCAGAACUUGCCAAUAUUUACAUAGUUACCAGAAUACAAAUUAUCAGACUUAAUGGCCGAUCCACGUUUACGACAAUUGACAAUUAAAACGGGCGUUGUGAAACGUUUGACAAAGGAGAAAACAGUUUGUGAAAAGGAAGUGGUUACAGAGCAGAACCGUUUGGAAAGAUUCAAGGGUGAAGGUGCAGAUGAGCACGUUCUAAAAAAACAAGAAGAAGUAAUAGCUGAGUGUCUUAUGAUGCUUCCAGAUACAUUACGCAGAUUAAGAAAAGAGUUAGAAACUCUUGAAAAAUUCUUGUCAGAGGAAGAAGAACUGAAGGAAACAAAAGAGUACGAAACUGCAAUACAGGUUGUAAAUGAUGCCAAGGAAGUGCUUGCUAAAAAGGAUUAACCAAUUCGAUUUACAAAAAAAUAUUCUAAUUUUAUAACCGCACAAGCAUAAUUCACCAACUCUUAAUACAAACACUAUUUUUAUUUAAUUGAAUUAAUCGUAAUGUCUGAAACUAGUGAAACAAUUUUAAGUAUCUCGCUGUUAAAAAACAGUAUUGAAACUAUACUUACAAAUAUUGAAGAAUUAGAAAGGAUUAAAUCCGAUAACGGAGAUUGGGGAAUACAUGUGAAUAGAUUGAAGCAACAAACAGAAAAGUUAAUAGAGAAAGUGGAGAGUGCGCCGUUAGAACAAUUAACUAAGGUGUUGAAGAAAAGAAAACUAAAACGUCAACGAAAGAAAUAUAAAUUAAAACAAAUCAAAGCUGAUGCUAAAAAUAGAACUACAUCCCAAAACAAGAAAUCAGAGAGAAUCUCAAACAUUCAACAAAGUAAUAAAUAUCCUUCGAAUCCGUCUUAUGUUAGAGACAUAUCUUCCGUAAAAAAGUGUCAUCAUAUUCGUUUGUUGAAGCAACAUGAUGCUCAACGUUUUCUCCGAACAUUUGAUUUAUUAAAAAAGCUACAUUUUUCACGUGGUCAGAACGUGCAUAAUACAAAAGAAUUUGCUGAACAACUACGUGAUUUGCGAAUAUUUUGGGGAAAAAUAUUAGAUGAAAAUAACAUAGAAUGUACACAAGAACGGCACGUAGAGGAUCAAUGGAAUGAGACUAUUUUCGGAUCCGCCGAACAUUCCUGCUAUGACGGUGAACAAAAAAUAAGCGACUUCCUACGAAUACGGCGCAUUUGGGAUAGCUACUUGACGCGUAGUAAAAAUGGUUCUUCUAUACCUGUUGGUUGGAUUUUUCCUAGUGAAAACGCCAGUUCAGAAUGGCAGCAAUACCGAAUCAUUUGACCAUGUGAAUGGUUGCGUUUACUUGUUUUUUAUGUAAUACUUUUUAAAUUAAUAAACUUUCACUACUUUUCAAAUAAAAUAUUGUAAACAAUACGUUAAAUUA
Messenger RNA from Bactrocera dorsalis (oriental fruit fly), 1550 nucleotides. RefSeq names its product tubulin-specific chaperone A (gene Tbca). Gene Ontology annotation, molecular function: beta-tubulin binding. The coding region runs from base 221 to 559 and encodes 112 amino acids. The transcript has 2 exons. Lineage: Eukaryota; Metazoa; Arthropoda; Insecta; Diptera; Tephritidae. Gene Ontology annotation, cellular component: cytosol; microtubule cytoskeleton. Gene Ontology annotation, biological process: post-chaperonin tubulin folding pathway; tubulin complex assembly. The record is from RefSeq and is a predicted model, not a curated record.